Molecule: messenger RNA, 771 nt
Organism: Arabidopsis thaliana (thale cress)
Lineage: Eukaryota; Viridiplantae; Streptophyta; Magnoliopsida; Brassicales; Brassicaceae
Product: methyltransferase small domain protein, putative (DUF2431)
Exons: 3
Coding region: 1-771 (256 amino acids)
Biological process (GO): rRNA base methylation
Molecular function (GO): rRNA (uridine-N3-)-methyltransferase activity
Source: RefSeq, marked reviewed
AUGAACAGAAUACUUAAUAUAUACCUUUCGAAUUACAUAAAUGCCCACAAAGUUCGAAGAGUCAAACUACUUGUAAACAAACAAAACCAAACAUUUAAUACCUCUUUGACCCAUGCAUCCAUAAAUACAUAUGUAUACCAGUUUAUAUGCAGGUAUACAUGGUGUGAGAUGCAAACGAAUGUUCAGGAAACUAAAAGGUUAAGACAUUACACUAACAAACAAAAAAUUCUUUUGGUCGGAGAAGGAGACUUCUCCUUUUCUCUGUCUCUAGCUAGAGCCUUUGGUUCUGCAUCUAACCUCACCGCAACCUCUCUCGAUACUCAAGGGGAGCUAGAGCAGAAGUUUAAGAAUGGGAAGGCGAAUGUAGAAGAGCUGGAAAGACUCGGGUGCAGCGUGGUCUAUGGAGUUAACGUGCACUCCAUGAUCACAAAACCUAGCGUUGGUGGUUCUGCGAUAUAUGACAGAGUCAUCUUCAAUUUUCCUACGCAUGAGCUUGUACGAGGGUUUAUGAAGAGUGCAAGAGUGUUGGUGAAAGAUGAAGACAAGGGAGGAGAGAUUCAUGUGAUUCAUAAGACAGAAUAUCCAUUUAGCGAGUGGAAGCUCAAGACUUUGGGUGAGAAAGAAGGUUUAGAUUUGAUCCGUGAGGUCGAGUUUUGCUUAAGUCAUUAUCCUGGUUAUUUCAACAAGAGAGGAAGUGGAGGUUAUAGUGACUCUAGCUUCCCUGUUGGGAAAUCUUCUACUUUCAUGUUUACGAAACAGUUCUUUUAUUAA